CUUGCUCGUAUUAUCAUUGUCGUAUUGUAUCAAUUUUUCAAUUUUGCACUCUCUUUUUCGUAAAAAGGACGAGGAAUUAGUGGUUUGCGAACUGAAAUAAAAUAAAUUGCUUGAAAAUGGCUGCAACUGCUGUACAAAUAUCAAAUAUCAGUGAUUAUUUAUCAAAAAAGCAACUAGAAAGCCCAAAGGAGCUGAGCUCCGAAUGGGCAGAACUAGAAGAACUUCAUAACAAAAAGCUGUGGCAUCAAUUAACAUUGAAAAUACUUGUUUUCAUAAAGUGCCCAGAAAUACAGAAGGGGGAUAACCUAAUUCAACUAUACAACCACUUCAUUCAAACCUUUGAAAAUAAAAUCAACCCCUUAUCACUGGUAGAAAUUGUUGCAGUUGUUGUAGAGCACUAUAAAGAUCCUAAAGAGGCAAUUACUUUCUUAGAAAAGACUGAACCAAAAGUAAAAGUCAAUCCUGAUGCACAAAAUUUAUGUAAGGUUUUGGCUGGACAGAUUCAUCUUGAAAAACUUAAUGAUUUGGAUGCUACCAAAAAGAUAAUUGAGGAGGUUGAAACAACACUGGAUAAUGCUGAUGGUGUGACAGCUGUACAUGGUAGAUUUUACUUACUUGCUUCUCAAUAUUAUAGGAUACAAGGAGAUCACGCUCAGUACUACAGAACAGCUCUCAGGUACCUUGGUUGCAUAGAUGUGGAGACGUUAACAGACGAAGUUAAAGUGCAACAUGCUUUCUUCUUGGGGCUCGCAGCUCUUUUGGGAGAAGGUGUAUAUAAUCUUGGAGAGUUACUGGCCCAUCCUGUACUAGAAUCAUUGAAAGCGACAGAAAAUGCCUGGAUAAUUGAACUGUUGUACGCAUUCAAUUCUGGAAAUAUCGAUAAAUUUGAAAAAAUGAAAAUUCAGUGGGGAGCAAUUGCAGAUCUUGCUGCCCAAGAAUUAUUUUUGAGACAAAAAAUUUCACUUCUGUGUCUCAUGGAGAUGACAUUCAAGAGGCCGUCUCAUAAUAGGCAAUUGACCUUCGCUGAGAUUGCAAAGGAAACCAAAUUACCCAUCAACGAAAUUGAACUACUGAUCAUGAAGGCUCUAUCUCAAGGAUUAGUGAAAGGUGCUAUUGAUCAAGUUGCCAAUACUGUGAAUAUGACGUGGGUGCAACCUCGUGUUUUGGAUCGCACUCAAAUAUCCAGCAUGGUUGAAAGACUCAAUGAAUGGUGUACACAUGUUGGUACUAUGGAAAAUCUCUUGGAAGAGAAGGCCAGCGAAAUAUUAACACUGUAGUAUGUACUAAUAAAUAAUUUAUAUAUGAAUAAUUUGUGCAAAAUAUUAAUAAAUCGAUUGAUAU
Molecule: messenger RNA, 1341 nt
Organism: Phaedon cochleariae (mustard beetle)
Lineage: Eukaryota; Metazoa; Arthropoda; Insecta; Coleoptera; Chrysomelidae
Source: the annotation of a GenBank genome assembly